AUGUAUUUCAACUAUCUUUUGCUGACAACUAGUAGAACUUUAACAUAUACAAGAAAUAGUCUAUCAUAUAGUACUAUUUCUGGAACAUUUUCUCAUCAAUAUAAAAGGUCUGUAAAAAAAUGGCAAUAUUUAAAGCUUCAAAUAUCAAAUAUUCAUACGACUCAAAAGCUUUGUUAUCCUACAUCUUUAACUAUAUGCCUUGGUUCAAUUUUAUGUGGUUAUUAUGUAAGAAAAUGGUGGUUGAGACAACCAUUAAUGCAACAACAAAUGUAUAUAACAUGGUAUAAGCAAAAGAGACAUAUUUUUUAUGGUUCUUUGGCAUUCUUAUCAUUUAUUUUAUUUAUUUAUUGUUUAACAUGUUUUGAGAAGGAUCGAAUAUUGAAGAAACGACGUUUUAUUUUAUUUAAUCAAGAUCUACGAAUUAAAAAUGCUAAAAUCCUUUUUAGAGUGAUAGUACAAAAUAAAGAAAAUGUAGUACCAUUAAAUGAUCCUAAGUAUGUAAUUGUUGGCAAUGCAAUAAAAAAAUUAAUAGAAUCUAACAAAGAAAUUUUUGAAGGAUUGGAUUGGACAGUAACUAUAAUUUAUCGUAUAUUUAAUAUGGCAUCACUUCCUAAUGUUUUGAUUUUACCAGAUAGAAGUAUUAUUAUACUUUCUGAUAUGUUUGAUCUCAUUAAAAGCAAUGAUCAAUUAAUAUUUAUUUUAGCUCAUGAAAUGUCACAUGAAAUGCUUCUUCAUACAUCAGAAACAUUAUCUUUCGGAAUACUAAAUGACAUUACAACUAUUAUCUUUUCAUUUCUAAUUUGGGUUUUGUUUCCAAGAAGAAUAGCAGCCAUACUUUGUUCAAGUUUUUAUAUAUUUUCUUCAAUUAUUUUUGCUUGGUAUAGAAGAUCAUCUGAAAUUGAAGCUGAUGAAGUUGGGAUGGAAUUAGCUGCAAAAGCUUGUAUUGAUCCUAGAGAAAUUUUAGUAUUCUGGGAGAUUAUGAAAGUAUUUGAAGAGCUUAGUAAAGCGGAUAAAUUUGAAAUACCAUUAUUUAUGCAUCAUCCUAGCUUAAAGAAAAGAAAGAAAAGAACUAUUAAACUAAUGCCUAAGAUUUUGAAAAUAAGAAAACAAGCCGAGUGUCCUGAAUUACCUGAAAAGGAUCCUCAAGAUAAUUUACCACAUUAUAUAAAGGAUAUCGAAAAAUUUGUAUUCAAAGAUUCAAGAAUUUUAGUUGGAGCACCAAAAGGAAAUUAUUCUUGGUCUUCAACAAAAAGAUUAUCUUAUUUGAUCGAGCCUGGUAUUGUGUAUCGUUGUGAAAUCGAAAAUUCACAUUUGUAUGGAAUUGAAAAUCAUAAAUGUCAAGAAAUUAAACCAGAAAAAAUUGAAAAUGAAAAAGGAUACAUAACGCAACUCGGAAUGAUGAUGUGGAUACGAAAGCAAUAUGGGUGGUUCGGAAGUGCAAUUGCAAUAGAUAGAAUAAAUGGAAUUUUAACAGCAUGUGCACCACGAACAAUUGUGGCACUUUUAUAUAAAUCUUUAGAUAUUAAUUUGGAAACUAUGCAAGGGAUGUGUUAUAGUGGAAAAAUUUCUUCGAAUACUCUGAUAAUUGAAGAGAAAGAUCUUAAGUUUUAUGAUUUUAUGUCAACAUUUUGGUACAAUCCGAUACAUGGAUUUUCUGUUCAUUAUGCAUCGACAAAGGUUUGUAAAUAAAAUUCAAGAAUAUUAUUAUUUUUUAUUAUCAAAUAAAUAAUUUAAAAAAGAAUUUAGCAAAAUGAAAAAAAAAAAAAGAAGAAAAUAAAUCGCAUCAUAGGAGAACCAAAACAUGAAGAUUAUGGAACUGUAGAUAUACAAUAUUCAAAUAAAAGAAUGACCGUGGAGUUACCAUUAAAUGACGAUUUAUCUCAAUUUGGAUACAGCGUUGAAUCUGGUUAUUUCUUUAAAAGGGAUCAAUUACUAUUCGCAAGUGGAGCACCAGGUUGGAAGUAUAAAGGCUCGGUCGGAAUAAUUAAUCCAGCAUCGAAUAUAUCAAUCAUCACGAAAUUAUAUGGUACUCAUAUUGGCGAAUAUUUUGGAGCCAGUUUGGCUGUAGGAGAUUUAAAUAAAGAUGGUUUGGAUGAUCUUCUUGUUGGAGCACCCUAUUGGGGAGAAGAUACCGGUAGAGUAUAUAUAUAUUUUGGUACAUCCAAGGAACAAUUUGAAAUGGCUGUAAUUUUACAUGGAGUUGCAGAAGGAGGACAUUUUGGAUAUGCCAUAGCUAGUGGUGAUUUAGAUGCUGAUGGAUUUGAUGAUAUUAUUGUGGGAACACCUUGGGAAGAUGAUGGAGUUAUUUAUGUAUUUAAUGGGACUCCAGAUUUAAAGAAUAUGAAUUUAAAAGAAUCGCAACGAAUCGAAGCUGUAAAAUUAUUUAAAUAUAAUUCUUCACAAAAAAUACUUCGAUUUGGAUUUUCAAUAUCAAAACCGAUUGAUAUUGAUAGAAACGGAUAUUUGGAUAUCGCAAUUGGAGCAUACAAAUCAGAGCAUGCUAUUAUAUUACGUAGCAAACCAAUAUGGAAAACAGAACUUUUUAUUGAAACUAUACCUAAUAUUUUGCAAAGAGAUGCUAAACAAUUUUUGGUCAGAAUAUGUCCACGAUACAAUAUGUAUGACAUGUUACACGAUAUUGUCACAGAUACUAUAAAAUUUAGGAUUACAGCCAUUAUAGACGAACGUUACCAGCGAACUAAAGAAACAAUUUUAGAAAUGAAAUCUUCUAAUUUAAGUAUUUGUCUAUCUAGUGAAGUUAAUAUUUUGAAAGAUAUACGAGAUUUUAUCGAGCCUAUUAGUAUAGUUGCAAAACAUGAUUUUUUACACGAUAACGUAUCAAAUGAGUUUUGUAAAUUUUGUCCUGUUGAAAAACACAACAAGAUACAAAAUGUAAAAGUUUUACUUCCUUUUAAUAUUGGUUGUGGAGAAGACAAAAUCUGUAAUUCUAAUAUAUCUGUUACUGCAAAAUUUUAUAAUGUAAGAGAUAACAAUAUGUGGAUAAUUGGUUCAAAUGAUAUAAGUUUAAAAAUUAAUUUAAAAAAUUAUGGAGAACCUGCAUAUCUUACCACACUCGAAUUUAAGUUUCCUGAGAGAGUAAUAUUACGUAGUAUUUUACCCUCUUGUCAAGAAGAUAUUUCUAAAGAGAAUUUAAUAGUAAUUUGUGAUGUAGGAAAUCCUAUUUGGAAAGAAGAAGAGAAAAAUGUCAAAUUAGAUUUAAAUAUGAAAUAUUUGAUUAAUGAAUCAUUAUAUGACCAUAAAUUAUAUUUUUACAUAACAAUAAAAACUCGUAGUAUAAAUCAUGGAAUGACAAAUAUAAUUAAAACUCUUAAUUUAGUAAACGAAGUUUCUCUAUCUUUACAUGGAAAAGCAAAUGAAGAAGCCUAUUAUCUAACUACUUUAAACGAAAUUGCUCAAAAUGUUACUUUUCAACAUACUUAUCAAGUAUAUAAACUUGGGGCAUCACCAAUAGAAGUUGCGCAAUUGAUUGUUAAAAUACCACUAGCUUUUAAAGACUUACAUUUGAUAUACAUGUAUAAAUCUCAAUUAUACAUAUCAGGAAAACUUUUUGAAUGUUCAUCAGAGACUAAUUUAUUGGAUAUUCAAGGAGAAUCGUCUUUAGAUCAAUUUAAUAUAUCUCUGUUUUCCAAUAAAAUACGACAAAAUAAUAAUCGUAUAAUAAAUGAAAAAGAUCAAUUUAACUCAAUAGAAGACUCAGCUUUAUAUUUGAAUAACAUGAAUAUUAAAGCUCCAAAAAUAUUAAAUGAAAAUUGGACAAAUGAUAUUAUUUACAUGAAUUGUUCAACUCCUUAUAUAAAUUGUACAACUAUUAUAUGUGAUUUAAGUACAUUGAAAACAUUACAAGAUAUUGGAAAGAUGACAAUUAAACUUUUUUUAAAUGUUGAUAAACUUAAAGAUAUUUUUAAAAACAAUAGAGCUAUUUUAAAAUAUGCUAUUGAGGUAAGCGCAGAAAUAAUAAAACCUGAUAAGAUGUUGUAUAUCAAUGGAACUCGAUCUACAAUGGAAAUUGUGACAAUAUUUUAUAAUAUUCCAAAAAUGGAAAAGUUACAGCCAUGGAUUAUUCUUAUCUCUAUUUUAAUAGGAAUAUUAUUAUUAUUUAUUUUUGCUGCGAUUUUAGGAACGUUGGGUUUCUUUAAACGAAAAAAAAAACAAACUUUAACAAAUCAGGAAUGUAAUAAAGUAAGUAAUGAAGUGAUAGGAAAUGAAGCUGCGAUUAUAAUUAAUCCUGAAAACACGUGAUAUAAUGAAUAAAAAGAACUUAUAAAAAAUAUUUAAAAAAUAUUUAUAUCGAAUAUUACGCGUAUAUUCUGUAAAAAGAAAAUUAUAUUUGAUAAACUUUUAAUAUUUAUUUACAUUAUAUUCAUAAUCUUCGAUGAAAAACGCCCAUAUAUGUGUACAAAUUUCUAUUUUUAUUAAUUAUAUCUUAUUGUACUUUCAAUUCGUACAUUGUAUUCAAACAUCUUAACUUGACAAAAACAUAUAAUGUAAAAACAUAUCUUAAACAUGUACAUGAAUCAGUAUGUAGCUAUUUACAUUUUCUUUUAAUUACAAACGAAAAAAUAAACGCAAUAAUUUGCAUUGCAUUAUAACAAUAUCCAGUGGAUUAAUUUCCCAUUCCUCACAACAAUAGUAAAAAAUUAUUUCUUUUACUUUUUCUUUUUUUUCUUAAGAGAUAUUUCUUUUAUAUAAUAAAUCAAAAAUUAUUAGUAAUAUAAUAGAAUGAAUUUUUCUCUUUCUUUUUUUUCGAAAAACUUAUAAUACUAAUACAAAAUAUUUUCGUCAUCUUAAUAACGUUUUUACAGAAUGUGAGCAUAAACUAUUAUUUUGAUAAUAAUCAAUUAUUUCUAGUUUAUAAAUUUUUAAUGAUGAUCUGUUAAACAUAGUAAAAAAAUUCAAAUUCUGUUGAACAAAUUCUGUUAUAUUGAAUAUAUUUAGUUUCAUUGUUUAGUUCCAUAUUCAUACUCAGAUCAGUUCCAUUUGUCAGUUGUGUCCUUUAAAAAGACACAAAAUGAGGGGGCGGUUAUAGCUUUUGAUUAAUCGCCAUCAGCAUCGCCCAAAAUUUUUUUGUGGUUUUAAUCCGCAAGAGUAACUAAUACGGUCGAGUAAAAUUCGCCUUUAUUCCGAUGUUAAUGUUGCUUGUUAACAUUAUGUGGACAUUGUAAUUAUUUGUCGUAGCAUAUUUCGUCGCACAUCGACAGGCUUCGACAAGGAAGGGGAUCAAACUUAUUUGUUAGAUUCCCAAUUGUCCACCAGAAUUAUUGUCUCUUGUUCUUUUUAUCUUCCCUUCUCAAAGGCGAGUCGACCAUUUUCAAAAAUAAAUAAAUUGAACAGGAUAUGAGGUAUAAUUAUUUUUGUUCUCUGGAUAUGCGUAGUGUAAUAAAAUAAUAUUGUUUCAUUAGAAGCGCACUAUUUAUGAAUACCAAUAUAUAAUUUAUACUCACAAGCUGUAGAUUAUCUGUUGAAGUGAUUUACGCAAUUUAAUGAAAUUACAUAACGAAGAAGGCGAAUAACAAUAUUCAUGUAUAUAAUUUGUGAGAAUUCGUGUAACAUGAUAUACCAAUUCUCAAAAUGACAUUUGAAGCUGGCUGACUCGUGUUCUGUUUAUUAUCAAUUAAAUUCGUUUGAAAAUAUUUUAUUAUAAUUUCAAUACCAAAUUUAUAAAAAAAAUUCAUUGCACUAUUAGAUAUAUCGAUUCUUUUAUUCUAGAUAUUUUAGUGGAUAUUUUCUUUAUUUUAAAUAUUAAAAAAAUUAUAUAAAAUUUGAUAAUAAAUACGAUCAACCAGCAUGAUACGAAGUAAGGUGAAAUAUGACCUUUUUAAGAUCAUAAGAUUUUUCUUUAAAUUGCUAUUUUAUAAAGUUUAAUGUAAACUAGUUGGUAUUGAGUACAUAAUGAUGUUCAUUUUAUUUGAAAUAAUAUAAUUAAAGAAAGGCACAAACAUUCUGUUUUCUAACAAUUACACAGUAAUGUAGACUCAUCUAUUUAAAAGCAUUACAGCACAACCUUGCACACAUUCUAGAAUGAAACAAAUAUAUUAUUACAUAUAGAUUACUCGAAUCAUGAUAUUAAAUAAACAUCACUAUGUACAUAUGAAAUAUAAUCGAACUAGUAGCACAAGAAGUUUAAACAUCAUUUGUAUCUCUUAUAUUGAACUUAAUGUAUUCGAUUUUCAUAUUCUGAUGCAAAAAUGAAUAUCUAAGAAUAUAUUUGUUAUAAAUAAUUAUGAGAAAUAAAAAUCCGGAGCACUUUCUUCGAGAUUUUAUCACAACUGGCACGAAAGUUGAGAUAUACAGAAAUGAAAGUAAAAAUUAAUCGCAUCGCACUAAUAUUACUUUUUCCGGGAAUAUAUUAAACUUAAAAAUCAUCGCAUUAAAUCUUAACUUAUAAGAGACAAUUAUUUGCAAAAUUAAAUCCAUGUUUGGACAUCUUAUUCGUUAAUGAUAAAAAUAUUCAUUUCUUGAUACAAAAAGAAGUUUGUUGUUAAAUACAAUACCAUGUAAAAUAAAUCGUUGGGGUUAUUUUAUAUUCUACAACAAUCUUCUUUUUGUUUGUUGUAAAUACACGUAUCCAUAAAGUAAUUUAAGACAAUUAUAUAUAUGUAUAUAUAUAUAUGUAUAUAUAUAUAUAUAUAUAUAUAUAUAUA
This is a messenger RNA of Apis cerana (Asiatic honeybee), 6662 nucleotides long. Its product is annotated as integrin alpha-9. Gene Ontology annotation, molecular function: metalloendopeptidase activity; integrin binding. Gene Ontology annotation, biological process: integrin-mediated signaling pathway; proteolysis; cell-matrix adhesion. The record is from RefSeq and is a predicted model, not a curated record. Gene Ontology annotation, cellular component: external side of plasma membrane; integrin complex. Lineage: Eukaryota; Metazoa; Arthropoda; Insecta; Hymenoptera; Apidae.